UACGUGUGGAAACCAUUACGUGCGUAUAGGCACAUAUACAUCCGUGUACAUAUAAAGUACGUACAUACACACACACACACAUACAUAUACGUAUACACACACACAUAUACGUAUACACACACAUACACGCACACACGUACCAAAAAUCUACAUGUUCGCACGUAUAUCUAUGUAAACACAAACACACACACAUACACACAUAAACACACACACAAACACAUAUGUAUAUAUUUAUGAUACACACACGCACGCACUCUUGUAUACACAGAUACUACUGUUGCAGCUGUUGCAGAGGUUGAUACUACCACCACUACCACCACCACCACCACCACUACUACUACUACUACUACUACUACUACCACUACUACUACCAAUAUUACUACUACUACUACUACUACUACUACUACUACUACUACUACUACUACUACUACUACUACUGCAGCUCCGCUGCUCGAGCGCUACUUUGGAGGGAAAACGAAACUCACAUCGUGUUUGGCUGUGUGUACUAGCCUUAAACUUUGGAAGUACCAUUCAGGGGUUCGCCGUCGCAUUCAGGUAAGAGCAUUUAAUGUGUAUUAUCUUCCGCGAGCAACCAACAAAUACAUAUUGGGAUAUACUUUACGGCUAAAAAAAGAUGUUGUGUCUAAUUCGUACUCAGUCUCAAAGGUUUUAAUAAUACAUUCUGUAUGCUGAAUGAAUUCCACUGAAACAAAUUCAGGAUUUACAUGUCGAACGAAGUACCGUCUUUAACAAUUCUGCAUGCUCCCUAUCAUUUGUUGGGGUUAGGCAGAUGUGGAUUAUAACAGACAGUUAAUAAGGCUAACAGUGGAAAAAGUACAGAAAGUGAAUUCACAUGGAUGGAAAUUCAGUUGGAAAAGCAAAGAUUUUUAGAUGAAACCUUUGUCGCCGCAUUCAUCCCUCUAUGAAACUCACAGCUUAUUUGCUGCCGAUGGGAACACUGAAUAAGCGGUUUUUUUAGCUGGAAAUAAAAGCCAACUUGCGAUGAAUGCUGUACAUUAGUGUUCAGUGACCGGAGAUGCGGAAACGAGCAACAUACCACGUGUUUCCAAAGCUACAUCUGACAUCCGAUUCAUCUUGAUGGUGUAGUCCCUCAUCUAGAAUAGACAUCAAUGUCUGGGUUGAAAUGGUGUCAAGCAUACUCGAUGGAUAUUUUAAACAGUUCUGGUAUAUGUUUCGUUUUUCCGCCGAGAAUAUGAAAUUAUUUCAGCUUAUUUUAGUUUUCCACAAUUAAUAUUUUCGUUUAUAGAAAAUUUCACAAUUUCUGUUUAUUUAUUCCAACACCACUUAUUUGAAAGCAAAUCCCCAAACCAGUUAUUGAUCAUUGGUCAACAGAGGUAUCAUAUGUCGUGUCAGAACAUAUGAUAUGUAGUAAAAAUGAAUAUAUGCUGGAGAAUACAAAUGAUACAAUGAGAUAGAAAGUGCCUGUUUCAUACUGAAAGGUAUUGUCUCUAUCUAUAUUGGUAUCUCUUCAUCUAUUCGUUCUUCUCUGUUUGAAAAAUAUAAAUAUUUAUAUAUGUGUAUGCUGGCACCUAUGACGGAAGGUUUGUGAGUAUGUGUCGAUAUACAGAUAUGUAUCCUCUGGCUUCGUAAAGAAAAUUCAGAAGGCUGUUGUGAUAUAUUUUAUUCUGGUUUCAAACAUUGUAUAUAUAUAUAUAUAUAUAUAUAUAUAUAUAUAUAUAUAUAUAAUUCAUUUGAUCUUAUUCUAAAAUCAUAUUGUCAUCAAAAAAAGGGUUUGGCCGAGUUGUGAAGUAAAAGAAAAUACAUAUAUAAACUCACAACAUGGCCCAUAUUAAUACUUGCAUCUUACUGCUGUUUAUUGCAUUGAAUUUAUCAGCUAUUGAAAGUCUCAACCAGGGAACACCACCGACAGUCAGUAUGGCUGUAUUAGUACCUGAGAGCCCUUUUAAGAAGUCACAACUCAUUGGAUAUAUUAUACGCUCAAUCAAUCAAUAUCGACGCAAACAACUGCCAUUUAAACCAACCGGUUACCUACAGUCUAUUAAAUCUGGGAGUACCAAAGAAAUACUGGAUGCUUUUUGCAAUGAUUUCUUUCGGAACAAUACCAUAGCCAUAAUGUAUAUUAACAACCAAGUCAUAUUACAAGGGGACCCCUCUGCGGGGAGUUAUGUAACUCAGUUGGCGCACGCAGUUGGAAUACCCGUCAUUUCCUGGAAUCCCGAUCGUACCAUGGCAAUUCAGGAAGACUCUUUAGUGUUGGAAUUAGCUCCACGAAUUCAUCAUGAGUGUGAAGCCAUGUUAAGCCUCCUUGACCAUUAUAACUGGACCGACUUCACCAUAAUAACGACACAGGCCGACGGCUACAGUGAGUUCACCUACACUUUACGGAGGCUUGCCAAAAAGUAUAGCAAAACCUAUUCGCCAGAUGUAAUCCAACACAUUCAGUUUGAAAAAAAAUUUCGAAUAAUAACUGAACAUAUAAUUCAAAAUACUACACGACCAGCCAUCAUAAAAAACUUAGAGAAAUUACAAAAAACGGACACCCGGAUUAUUUUAUUAUAUGCAAACAGGUUCGUAUGAAGUUUCAAUUUCCUUUUGUCUUCUUGUGUU
Molecule: messenger RNA, 2589 nt
Organism: Octopus bimaculoides (California two-spot octopus)
Lineage: Eukaryota; Metazoa; Mollusca; Cephalopoda; Octopoda; Octopodidae
Product: glutamate receptor ionotropic, NMDA 2B-like
Source: RefSeq, a predicted model, not a curated record